AGGUGUCGCACCAACCAGAUUAAGAUAGAGCAUCAAUGGCAUAGAGCCACAAAAGAAUAUGCGAAUUUCUAGUGAAACAUCAUAUGAUUACCGAGCAAAAGCAUAUACCAUGAGCCGUGUUUUGGCGUUUGCUUGUUGAGCUUCGGGUUCUAAGCGACUGUAUCCAUUGCUCCAGCAACCUCAAAAUCUAUACAAACUCACCAUAAAAAGGUCGACGAUGGCGACAAUCUCCAUGUCCGUGACGUGGUCUGCUUCUCCCCUAACCUCGCCGAAACUACGGCGAGUCAACCGGUAUUCUAGAAUGGCAUUUGCGAGUGGGAACAAGGAGAGCCCUUGUUUUGGCGUGAAGGUUACUGAAGGGCUUGGGAAUUUGCCCAAGGUUGUUUUGACUUCUUCUCCUGGAAGUGAGGCGGAGCUAUAUUUGUUUGGAGGGUGUAUUACAUCGUGGAAAGUAGGCAAUAAAGAUCUCCUUUUUGUUCGGCCAGAUGCUGUAUUCAAUGGGCAAAAACCGAUCAGUGGAGGAAUACCACAUUGUUUCCCGCAGUUUGGACCUGGUCAAAUUCAGCAGCAUGGAUUUGCAAGGAAUGUGGACUGGUCGCUUGUUAAUUCUGAAAAUGUCGAAGGAAAUCCUGUUAUUACUGUCGAGCUGAAGGAUGGCCCCUAUAGCCGUUCUAUGUGGGAUUAUAGUUUCCAAGCUUUAUAUAAGGUUACUCUGGGUGAGAAGACACUUUCUACGGAAUUCAGAGUUACAAAUACUGACCAAAAACCAUUUUCUUUCACUACUGCCUUGCAUUCUUACUUCCGUGGUUCUAUUGGGAGUGUGUCAGUUAGAGGCUUAAAGGGUUGUAAAACACUGAACAAACAUCCCGAUCCUAAAAAUCCUGUGGAGGGUAGCGAGGAAAGGGAUGUUGUUACGUUUCCUGGCUUUGUAGAUUGCAUUUAUCUCGAUGCUCCUAAUGAGUUACAGCUGGAUAAUGGUUUGGGUGACACAAUAAGCAUCAAGAAUACGAAUUGGUCGGAUGCUGUUCUGUGGAACCCACAUCUUACAAUGGAAGCGUGCUACAAAGAUUUUGUUUGUGUUGAAAAUGCCAAGAUUGGACAAGUUGAGUUAGAGCCGAACCAAUCCUGGACUGCUGUGCAACAUUUAAGUGUUCCUUGAAGAAUUGCGAGUAUAAUUCUCAAUUUUGUUGUAAUGCUUUCCUAGAUUUUUCCUCGAUUUGGACAACAAUGCAAAAUGCAAAUAAAGGUGUGCAUCAAGCAUAGCCCUUCAUGGUAUAUAUAACACGAGUAUUUCUCCA
Molecule: messenger RNA, 1298 nt
Organism: Ipomoea nil (Japanese morning glory)
Lineage: Eukaryota; Viridiplantae; Streptophyta; Magnoliopsida; Solanales; Convolvulaceae
Product: putative glucose-6-phosphate 1-epimerase
Exons: 10
Coding region: 218-1159 (313 amino acids)
Biological process (GO): carbohydrate metabolic process
Molecular function (GO): isomerase activity; carbohydrate binding
Source: RefSeq, a predicted model, not a curated record